Messenger RNA from Schizophyllum commune H4-8, 1948 nucleotides. Its product is annotated as Calreticulin-domain-containing protein. The record is from RefSeq and is a predicted model, not a curated record. Gene Ontology annotation, molecular function: calcium ion binding. NCBI's taxonomy places the organism in Eukaryota, Fungi, Basidiomycota, Agaricomycetes, Agaricales, Schizophyllaceae. The coding region runs from base 46 to 1683 and encodes 545 amino acids. Gene Ontology annotation, cellular component: endoplasmic reticulum; endoplasmic reticulum membrane. Gene Ontology annotation, biological process: protein folding. The transcript has 6 exons.
UUCACGGUUACCCUUCUACUUCACUUAUCGUCCCGGUCCUUCGCUAUGCGGAGCGCAGCGUUCUCGGUCCUCGCCGUCGCCGUCUGUGGCGUCGCAGCGCAGGAGAAGCCCGUCUUCAAGCCCACGGAGAUCAAGGCCCCCUUCAUCGAGCAGUUCACCGACGAGUGGUCGUCGCGCUGGACUCCCUCGGAGGCGACCAAGAAGACCCCCGUCGGCGGCGAGACUUUCAGCUAUGUCGGUGAAUGGCAGGUAGAGGAGCCCUUGGUGUCUGUCAUCGAGGGCGACCUCGGCCUCGUCGCGAAGACGAAGGCCGCGCACCACGCCAUCUCUGCCCCCUUCGAGAAGGCCAUCGACUUUUCGGAGAAGCCUCUUGUCGUCCAGUACGAGGUCAAGUACCAGAAGGGCGGCAACUGCGGUGGUGGCUACAUCAAGCUCCUUGAGGAUGGUUUCCAGACCAGCGGCAAGGAGUUUGACGACAAGACUCCCUGGACCAUCAUGUUUGGUCCUGACUUGACGUGCCCGGGCACCAAGGUUCACUUCAUCUUCCGCCACAAGAACCCCAUCACUGGGGAGUACGAGGAGAAGCACCUGAAGACUCCCCCCAAGCCUACCAUUGAGAAACUCACCAACUUGUACACGCUCAUUCUCAACCCUGACAAUACUUACGAAGUUCUCUUCAACGGCGAGAGCAAGUCCAGCGGUAGCCUCCUCGAGGACUUCAACCCCCCUGUCAUGCCCCCCGCCGAGAUCGACGACCCCGAGGACAAGAAGCCCGAAGACUGGGUCGACGCCAAGAAGAUCCCCGAUCCUGAGGCCACCAAGCCUGCGGACUGGGACGAGGACGCGCCAUACGAGAUUCCCGACGAGGAUGCCGUCAAGCCCGAGGGCUGGCUCGAUGACGAGCCCCAGUUCAUCCCCGACCCCGACGCUGAGAAGCCAGAGGAGUGGGAUGACGAGGAGGACGGUGACUGGAUCGCGCCCACUGUCCCAAACCCCAAGUGCGCUGAGGCGCCGGGCUGCGGCGAGUGGAAGCGCCCGAACAAGGCGAACCCUGAGUACAAGGGCAAGUGGUACGCGCCGAUGAUCGACAACCCCGAGUACAAGGGCCCGUGGGCGCCGCGCAAGAUCCCCAACCCGGACUACUUCGAGGACCUCGAGCCCGUCAAGUCGCUCAAGCCCAUCGGCGGCCUCGGCAUCGAGCUCUGGACCAUGACCGAGGACAUCCUCUUCGACAACAUCUACGUCGGCCACAGCAUCGAGGACGCCAACGCCUUUAAGGCCGAGACCUUCGACGUCAAGAAGCCCCUCGAGGUCGCCGCGAAGAACAAGAAGGCCGAGGUUGACGACGACGAGGAGCUCACCUUUGGCGAGGACCCCAUCGGCUUCAUCCGCUACAAGGUCCUCGACUUCAUCGACCUCGCGCGCCUCGACCCCGUCCUCGCGUUCAAGACGAGCCCCGAGACGGGCGCCGCCCUCGGUCUCGCUGCCAUCACGUUCUUCGGCAUGGUCGCUGCUCUCUUCGGCCUCGUUGGCGCCCAGCAGAAGCCGGUUGUUACCAAGUCCUCGAAGAAGACCGACGCUCCUUCACCCGACGACAAGGACAAGAAGGAGACCGCCCCGGUCGCCCCCGCAGGAGAGAAGAAGGAAGAGAAGUCGGGUGCCAAGAAGCGUGCUGGCAAGUAAAAACAUUCUGGGUACAUAGCACUAUCGAAGGGUGCACAGCACUAUCAAAGGGUGCACCGUGUCGCCGUGUUUUGCUAUAGGUCGUCCUUCGGCCUAUUGUUUGUAUUUGUGCCGCGCCGCCCGGGCACGUCGGGUGUCGAGGGGGGCCGGCUUUGCACUUACUUGGGCUUACCUUUCAACGGUCGUUGCGCUUGGAAUCUGGGAUCACCACCUGGUAGCAUACAUAAGUUAUUAGUCUACUGCAAAACAUCUCAUAAGCCACGGA